Molecule: messenger RNA, 1523 nt
Organism: Athalia rosae (coleseed sawfly)
Lineage: Eukaryota; Metazoa; Arthropoda; Insecta; Hymenoptera; Athaliidae
Gene: Arpc1
Product: actin-related protein 2/3 complex subunit 1A-A
Exons: 7
Coding region: 246-1352 (368 amino acids)
Biological process (GO): Arp2/3 complex-mediated actin nucleation
Cellular component (GO): actin cytoskeleton; Arp2/3 protein complex
Molecular function (GO): actin filament binding
Source: RefSeq, a predicted model, not a curated record
CCGCUAGGUAGCACACACUCUCGGAUUCAGUCAGUCUGUAUUCGUUGGCUGGUGCUUGAAUCGAGCUGUCAAGUGCAAUAGAUCUUGGUGUGAUCUCUAGUAAUGUAAUAUCGCCUCGAACUAUUUUUUCUAAAGUUUGGGAAUUCGUGUUGACGGCCCAGAGUCCACGAAUUUCCAGUAUCAACCGGGACGAUAUCUUGCCACCAUAAAAUUUUUCGUAAGAAAUUAACGAUUUUUCUCUCAAUAUGACGGAAACGCACAGUUUCGGCGUUAGCCCCAUAACCUGCCACGCGUGGAACAAGGAUAGAACUCAACUAGCAUUCUCGCCAAACAACAAUGAAGUCCAUAUAUAUCAAAAGUCUUCGAGUGGGUGGAAACUAUUAGAUAUGUUGAAUCAACAUGAUUUACGAGUCAUGGGUAUUGAUUGGGCUCCCAAUACUAAUAGAAUUGUAACUUGUGCAAUGGAUCGGAAUGCAUAUGUUUGGACACAAGGAGAUGAUGGAAAAUGGAAACCCACUUUGGUAUUACUAAGAAUUAAUAGAGCCGCUACAUGUGUCAAGUGGUCACCGCUAGAGAAUAAAUUUGCAGUUGGUUCUGGUGCAAGAUUGAUUUCGGUGUGUUACUUUGAAGGCGAAAAUGAUUGGUGGGUGUCUAAGCAUAUCAAACGACCGUUACGUUCAACUGUUACUGCGUUAGAUUGGCAUCCCAAUAAUUUGCUAUUAGUAGCUGGAUCGGCGGAUUACAAAGUCCGCAUUUUCAGCGCAUAUGUUAAAGAUAUUGAAGAAGCUCCACAACCUGGUCCUUGGGGCACAAAGUCAAGCUUGGGAACCACGUUGGCUGAAUUUCCAAACUCUCCAAACGGAGGUGGAUGGGUUCACUCUGUUGCUUUUAGUCAAUGUGGUAAUAAAGUGUGUUGGACUGCUCACGAUUCGUCCAUUUGUGUUGCUGAUGCCUCUAAAGGCAACACAGUAACACGUUUGCGCACAGAGCACUUACCAUUUCUGAGCUGCAUUUGGGUUGGACCAAAUUCCAUUGUGGCUGCAGGACACAGCUGUUCUCCAAUGCUCUAUGCUUUGGAUGAUAACGGCCAAUUGUAUUUUGCAUCAAAAUUGGACAAUACUCAAAGAAAAGAAGCCGGUGGACUUUCGGCAAUGAGGAAAUUCCAAUCGCUAGACCGUCAAGCGCGCAUUGAAACAACAGAUACUGCCCUAGAAAGCAUUCACCAGAAUGCUAUUACCUGUGUACGGAAAAUAAAGACAGAUAAAUUUAGUACAAGUGGCUUGGAUGGACAAUUAGUCGUCUGGGACCUAAAGUCGCUGGAGAGUUCGAUCGCAGGCCUCAAAAUUGUCUGAGUUAUCAUAACUCUAUGAGCGUGACAAAGUCGAUUUGAUAUCAAAAUUUGGAACAGAAUAUGUUUUAAUUCAAAUUUUUUAAUAGUAUGAUGUUAAUUAUUGAUUUAAUCUUUUACUCAGAAUAUUUUUGUUUUCCUAGCUAAUGAAUUAUUAAACAGAUGUUUACGCUCA